Scutellospora calospora is the source of this 228-nucleotide messenger RNA. The record is from the annotation of a GenBank genome assembly. Lineage: Eukaryota; Fungi; Glomeromycota; Glomeromycetes; Diversisporales; Gigasporaceae.
CUAGAGGAUGAAAUUGAAGAUGAAACAACUAUUCAUGAUGAACAAAAUUAUAAUCAUAUUCCGCAAGCUUCAUUGUACACUAAUAUUUCCCAUAAAAAUGAUUGGGUUGAAUAUUGUUUACCUUAUAAAAUUGUUGUUCCUGAGAGAAAAGUAGUAGAUGGUAAAUUGGUAUAUCAUGAUGUUGGUCUUAAAAUUCAUAAUCAUGUUGGAUCCAUGAAAUCUGGUUUG